This is a messenger RNA of Adineta ricciae, 2364 nucleotides long. NCBI's taxonomy places the organism in Eukaryota, Metazoa, Rotifera, Eurotatoria, Adinetida, Adinetidae. The record is from the annotation of a GenBank genome assembly.
AUGACUGAACCAAAACCGACUGAUCAAAAACCAACUGAAAUUGUUACACUCGGUCGUCCAUUUCAUUUGGGUACGCUUUAUGAUAUGCGUAGUGAUGUGAUAAUUGCUGGUGCUACAUUAUGGGAUCAGAACAUAUUGGAUACCAACAGAAAAACACAUCGGCAACCAUAUACUAAUUAUGAAAUUAUAACUGGAGAUUCAUUUCAAAAGAAAGCAUAUGCGCUAGGAGUUGAAGCUGAUUUAAAACUAAGUCUUCUUGUUGGUAUGAUUAAUGUUGCAGGUUCGGCCAAAUAUGCUGACGAUCAUCAACAAACUAAUCAUGUUACACGUCUUACGUUAAAAUAUUCAACGACAACACAUUUUGAAGAAUUGACAAUGAAACAUCUUGGUAAAGGUAAUUUAAAUUAUCCAGAUUUGCAUGAUGCGAACAUCGCAACACAUGUUGUGACUGGUGUAUUAUAUGGUGCUGAAGCGUUUUUUGUAUUUGAUCAUAAAUUAUCGGAAAACGAAAGUAAACAAGAGAUUCAAGGUACACUAGAAGCAGUGAUAAAAAAAAUACCGAAGUUCAAAAUUCAAGGUAAAGCUGAAUUAGAUUUAAAUGACAACGAAAAGUAUUGUGUCGACAAUUUGUGUUGUAAAUUUUAUGGUGAUUUUAAUUUAAAAGAAAAUCCAAAUACAUUUGAAGAUGCUAUUGAACUUUAUCGUCACCUGCCGUCACUGUUAGGUGAAAAUCAUGAAAAAGCUAUACCAAAAAAGGUUUGGCUUUAUCCGUUACAUUUAUUAGACGGCAAAGCACCGCGAAUUGUACGACAUAUUUCUUCUCGUCUAAUUGAUUCCUCAAUUGGAAUCAUUGAAAAUCUUUAUUCAUUAGAAGUUAAAGCAUUAGAUCUAACAAAAGGGUCGAUGUUCAAUUAUUUUAAUCAUAUGAAAGAUGAUCUAAACACAUUUGCAGCUCGAUUAUCUGAAAUGCAGCGUGAGUUAAAACAACAGAUUGCUAUGCUUUUACCUAAAUUACGUGCUGACACUGAUACUCAAGAAUCAGCCUUAUUUAAUGUAUUCAAAGAGAUAGAUUCAUCGCCAUUCAACGAAAGUAAAUUAAAAUCAUGGCUCGACGAAAAAGAAAAGGAGAUUUAUUUCAUUGGCAACUUUAUCGAAAAUUUGACCAAAGAUAAAAGUUUAGAUAUUACAGUGAAAUCAACAUCACUGGAUGAUAUUAUUGGGGAUAUUGAUUAUAAGUAUAUAUUAUGCUUGUCAUUUUGUCUUAAUGAUGAAAACAAAUUUCAACUUAAAGAUAUGUACAAUUAUCGCUAUAAUAAAGAAACUUUUAAAUUUCAAACAAAUCGAGAAGAAACCCCUAAAUGGUUUAAACAUCGUGACAUUGUAAAUCAAACUCGUGCAGAUGUACGACAAUUUAUUGAAUUCGCUAAAGCAAAUAAUAAUAAUGGAAAGAAGUUGAAAUUCAUCGUCAACGAAGAACAUUCAUCUGAUUUGAACAAGCCAACUAAAGUUACUCUCUAUGAAAAUGGAUUAGAGAAAAAGGGCUUUAAAAUACCAAGUAAACCAAGUGAACUAUCUGCUAAAUUUGUUACUGAUGAUGGUAUUACACUGAAAUGGAAUGAUGAACAAAAUGGGACAGAGAAAAUUAAGAAAUACAAAAUAAUGUAUCGAAUAUCGAAUGAAAAUGAUGAAGAGGAACAGUGGGUUGAAGUUUUUACAAAUGAUGAUAAAAAAGAAAUUUCUAUAUCAAAAUUACCGUCGAAAAAAAAGUUCAUAUUUAAAGUGCAAUCAGUGACAACAAUUGGUGUUAGUUCGAUGAGUGAUAUUAGUGAACCAAUUGAAACUCUGCCAAAGCGACCACUCAAAAAGAGCAAGCCUGUGUAUCGCAAUGCAUAUCUGGAACAACAAAUUGCACACGCAAAAGAUGGACUUCAAUUAUACGUCGACUGGAAACGUCUAACUGAUAAAGAUAUGGAAAUCGUCGCUUACUAUGCAAUACAAGAAAACAAAACACUCACCACACUCUACCUCCCUGAGAAUCAAAUCGGCGACGCGGGUGCCCAAUACGUGAGUGAUGCACUUCGACACAACACCACACUCACCACACUCUACCUCUGUCACAGUCAGAUCGGCGAGAAGGGUGCCCAAUACGUGAGUGAUGCACUUCGACACAACACCACACUCACCACACUCGACCUCUCUUACAAUAAAAUCAGCGAGAAGGGUGCCCAAUACGUGAGUGAUGCACUUCGACACAACACCACACCGAUCACACUCAACCUCUCUGGCAAUCAAAUCGGCGACGCGGGUGCCCAAUACUUGAGAAGCGCGGGUGAGCGCAACGGGAACUUGAAAUUAUGGUUUUAG